GUUCAUAAAUAUUUAUAUAAAUAUGCUUAAUCAGAAAUUAAACAAAAGAAUAUAAUUUAUAGUAUUAUCAAUGAGAAAUUAUAUAUACGUUAUUUCUUAAGGAAGGAAAUGUGACUGAAAUCUAUAUAUAUGUGUGUAGUAAGAAAUUUACAAUACAUAUAAAUACAAAUACUCAAUUGUGAUUUUUGCACUAAAUAUAAUAUAAUUGCAUUUAUAUAACUGCUAUUAAAUUUAUAAUAUCAUUUUGUUUGUAACCUAACUUAACAAAAUUACAAAAAGAACUGAUGAAACAAUAUCUUACUUAAUAAUUGUAAUUCAUUUGAAGAAACUUAUAUAGAUUUAAAUUAUUAUGACUAAUUGUAUACAUUUAAGGAAUAUUAAUGUAUGACUAUAUAGAGUGAUUUACUUGUAUUUAUAUAUAUAUUUUUGUAUUAUGUAUUAAUUAAAAAAUGAAUUUACUACCAAGUUAACAUAAUCUGCUAAUGACAAAAUAAUAAUAAUGUCAUCAGAAACUGGAAUUUUACCAAAAUUCAUACAUAUCACUAUUGUGGUUAUAGCAUAUUGGAUAAUUUCUAUAUUAACAGUUUUUAUAAACAAAGCACUUUUAUCUAGUAAUAGCAUAAAUUUGGAUGCACCUCUUUUUGUGACGUGGUGCCAAUGUAUAGUAAGUUUAAUCAUUUGUUCGACUUUAAGUAAAUUAUCAAAGUGUUUUCCAAGAUAUAUUAAGUUUCCUGAGGGUAAUCCAUAUACUAAGGAAACACUUAUUAAAAUAUUACCAUUAUCCCUUUUAUUUACUGGGAUGAUUGCAACUAACAAUUUGUGUUUAAAAUAUGUUGGUAUUGCAUUUUAUUAUGUGGGACGUUCGUUAACAACUGUAUUUAAUGUUAUUUUCACAUACCUUAUACUUGGUCAAAGGACUUCCAUAAAAUGCAUUGCAUGUUGCAUAUUUAUUGUGACUGGAUUUUGGCUUGGAGUAGAUCAAGAACAUAUUGCAGGCUCAUUGUCGGUUCUAGGAACAAUUUUUGGUAUACUUGGAUCAUUAACACUUUCUUUAUAUUCCAUUCAUAUGAAACAAGUACUUCCUGCAUUAAAUCAAAAUAUUUGGUUACUCUCAUAUUACAACAACGCGUAUAGCGUUAUUAUAUUUCUUCCAUUGAUGGUAGCUAAUGGAGAACACAUUACAGUAUACAAUUAUGAUAAAAUUGGAUCAUUAUUUUUUUGGUCUGCUAUGAUUGUUGGCGGUAUUUGUGGCUUUGCGAUCGGUUAUGUUACCGCUCUUCAAAUAAAAGUAACAUCUCCCUUAACGCAUAAUAUCAGUGGAACCGCUAAAGCUUGCGCGCAAACAGUUCUUGCAACUUAUUGGUUUAACGAAGAGAAGUCAUUCAUGUGGUGGCUAAGUAAUUUAAUUGUGCUUGGUGCAAGUGCAAUGUACGCUAGGUUUAGACAACUUAAUCUCAGUAAAGAAUAUAAAGAAGAAAAACAACAAUUGAAAGUAUGACAAAAUAUAAAGAAAAUUAGGUAUAUGUAUAAUACUGUACUGUA
This is a messenger RNA of Osmia bicornis bicornis, 1542 nucleotides long. It is a transcript of the gene nac, whose product is annotated as GDP-fucose transporter 1. The record is from RefSeq and is a predicted model, not a curated record. Lineage: Eukaryota; Metazoa; Arthropoda; Insecta; Hymenoptera; Megachilidae. Gene Ontology annotation, cellular component: Golgi apparatus. Gene Ontology annotation, biological process: protein O-linked glycosylation via fucose; GDP-fucose import into Golgi lumen. Gene Ontology annotation, molecular function: antiporter activity. The transcript is spliced from 4 exons. Bases 500 to 1498 code for a protein of 332 amino acids.